Sorghum bicolor (sorghum) is the source of this 782-nucleotide messenger RNA. Its product is annotated as immediate early response 3-interacting protein 1. Gene Ontology annotation, biological process: endoplasmic reticulum to Golgi vesicle-mediated transport. NCBI's taxonomy places the organism in Eukaryota, Viridiplantae, Streptophyta, Magnoliopsida, Poales, Poaceae. The transcript is spliced from 2 exons. Gene Ontology annotation, cellular component: COPII-coated ER to Golgi transport vesicle; endoplasmic reticulum membrane; Golgi membrane. The record is from RefSeq and is a predicted model, not a curated record. Bases 317 to 553 code for a protein of 78 amino acids.
UUCCUUCUGCUCCUUCCCCCACUCGCGCUCAGGCUCGGUCGCAGGGAUCGGAUCUUCCGCGCGUCGGCGGCUCCCCCUAGGCGGCGUCCAGCGACGGAGGGCAGUCCCAGGCUCGGCGGCGGCGUCGGCGGCUCCCCCUCCCGCCUCUCGCCAGUCGCCUCGCGCCCUCACCUCCGUCCUCCGCGCACCGGCCGGCGACCCUGCGUACGCACCUCCUUCUCCCCUCCCGCCUCUGCUGUGCCGUGGGAGCCCGGCCAGCUGCCGAGGGUGGCCGGGCCUUGGCUCCGCCGGUGGAUCUGAACUAAUUAAGUAAUGAAUGGGCCUGUGGACGUUGCUGGAGGGCUUUUUGCUUCUGGCAAAUGCGUUGGCUAUAUUGAAUGAAGACCGCUUUCUUGCUCCCAGGGGAUGGAGCAUGCCUGAAGUAUCAGGAAAUGGGCAAACAAAGUCGUUGAAGGGCCAGAUCGUGGGGCUUAUCUAUGCUACACAAUUUCUGAGGAUGCCCUUAAUAGCACUCAAUGUUCUGAUCAUUGUUGUGAAACUGGUGUCUGGCUGAGGCUCAUUGUCUGGUUUUUGUCUGUUGUGUUGGAUUGAUAUCUGUUCCAGUAUUAUGUAAAAGUUAGUUAUACUCAAAAUUGCUCAGGAAAUAUGUUCAUUUUUACUAAUGUGAAUUUCUGUUAUUUCUUCUGGUAAAUUAAUUCUGGUCAGAAAACGGAUGUAAACAUUUACACUAUCAAAACAUUGUGCGACUGUGUUAUAAAUUUGUUCAAAGGAUUUCUUAUGCA